This is a messenger RNA of Antechinus flavipes (yellow-footed antechinus), 1073 nucleotides long. Its product is annotated as glutathione S-transferase Mu 3-like. The record is from RefSeq and is a predicted model, not a curated record. Bases 76 to 738 code for a protein of 220 amino acids. Lineage: Eukaryota; Metazoa; Chordata; Mammalia; Dasyuromorphia; Dasyuridae. The transcript is spliced from 8 exons. Gene Ontology annotation, biological process: glutathione metabolic process. Gene Ontology annotation, molecular function: glutathione transferase activity.
CCCCCUUCGAGCUGGAGAUAAAUUUCUCCGCGUCCCUCCAGAAUUCAGAGUUUCGUGAACCACCUUGUUGACAACAUGGCUAUGAUCUUGGGCUACUGGGACAUCCGCGGGCUGGCCCAUGCCAUCCGCUUGCUCCUGGAGUACACGGAUUCUAAUUAUGAGGAGAAGCUGUACCGUUGUGGGGAAGCUCCCGACUAUGACCGAAGCCAGUGGUUGGAUGUGAAGUUCAAGCUGGGCCUGGACUUCCCUAAUCUGCCAUACCUUAUUGAUGGGGAACAUAAGAUCACCCAGAGCAAUGCCAUCUUGCGCUACAUUGCCCGAAAGCACAAUAUGUGUGGUGAGACUGAGGAAGAAAAGAUUCGUGUGGACUUACUGGAGAACCAAGUCAUGGACUUCCGUAUGCAGCUGGUUCGGGUCUCCUACAACCCAGAUUUUGAGAAACUGAAACCUGAAUACUUGGAGCAGCUCCCAGGGCAGCUGAAGCUCUACUCCCAGUACCUGGGAAAGCGGACAUGGUUUGCAGGGGACAAGAUCACUUUUGUGGACUUCCUCGUGUAUGAUGUCCUAGAUCAGAACCGAAUGUUUGAACCAAAAUGCCUGGAUGAAUUCCCAAAUCUGAAGGAUUUCCUUGCCCGCUUUGAGGCUCUGGAGAAGAUCGCAGCCUACAUGCGCUCAGACAAAUUCUAUAAGCUGCCCAUUAAUAACAAGAUGGCCAAAUGGGCCAACAAAAAAGCUUAGCUGAACCAAGACCCAAGCAGGAGAGGGCUUUUGUACGUGCUCUUCUCUGCUCUGAAGAGACCUGGUUUGCUUGCCAGGCUUCCCCCCGGGUCAUACCUUUGCAGUUUCCGGGACACACUUGUGUCUCCCUCCAGCCUGCUCCCCACUGUUCUGGCGAUGGGUUAGGGGGAGGUGUGGUCACUGAAUCAGGGGAAGGGCCUGAGGGCAAGAAAAAUUGGUAGAUCCCAAUGGGGCUAGAAAAAAAGGACCUAACUCCCUCUCCCACUUCCCUCAUCCCUUCUUGCAAUCUUGUGAACUCUCUCUGGAAAUUAAAAAUAAACAUGAAUUUGUUUGAA